This is a messenger RNA of Pantherophis guttatus, 4314 nucleotides long. NCBI's taxonomy places the organism in Eukaryota, Metazoa, Chordata, Lepidosauria, Squamata, Colubridae. The record is from RefSeq and is a predicted model, not a curated record.
UCGUGUCGGAGAGUUUCUUCUCUUGGCAGAAGUUCUGACGUAUUUUUUAUUUAUCUUUUUUCCUUCCACUUUUCCAGAACCGGGGGCGCUUGGCGGAGAAGAGAACGAUACCCUUGCCUCCCUCUCGGACUCCGAAAAAGGAACCCCCUGCUCUCUUCUCACACAGCGACAACCACAAGGAGGUGGAAAAAAUCAACGGGCAUCACCCUCAUGUCAAACAGGAGGAGGACUUGCAUAUUAGUAUCAUGAAAAGAAGCCAAAACGGUGACCUCACUUCUUUCCUCUCCAACCUUCACCAGAGCCGGCAGUUCGGCAUGCCCGAGACGCAGAAUCGCUGCGAGUUCAAAAGAAGCAGCCUCGAGGUGGGCUUGGGAGCAGCAGAUGAAGUUUUAGGCAAAAGGAAAAUCUGUCUGCCUGGUAGCAACGGAGACUGUCUUUUGGAGAGCAAGAAAUCUCGAAGCGAAUCCCCAAAAGAAAACUCCCACACGCCCCUGUUGGAGGGCCCGGUGACGCAGAUGACUCCGGAGGAAGAUUACCGGCGGCUGAUGUCCGCACUCAAUGAACACAGCACUUUCGAGGAGCAGCAACAGCAACAACAGCGUCUCUACCAGUUGGCCGGCGGGAUCUCCGUCCCGAGUCACAGCGAUAUCCUCCGAGCGCGUCAAGAGGUCGCCUCGCGAAACCCCGGCGGCCUAGAGCCUCACCUUCCCUCGGCCAGCAACUCGUCCAGCCAGCGCAGAAAGCAGGGGCUUCCUCAGCACCGGGAUUCACACUUCAGUGAGAGGGAGAUGUCCCACCCGCCACCUCUCCUGUCGCCCCAGAAUGCUCCCCACAUUGCUUUGGGGCCUCACUUGCGACCGCCUUUUCUGGGGGUGCCCUCCGCUUUGUGCCAGACGCCAGGUUACGGUUUCCUCCAGCCGGCCCAAGCGGAGAUCUUUGCCCGCCAGCAAGAGAUGCUCAGGAAACAAAAUCUUGCCAGGCUGGAGAUGUCAGCGGAAAUUAUCCGGCAGAAAGAACUGGAGAACCUUCACCGCCAGAGGCUCCUGGCGACCGACCCCAUGAGUUUGCACCCGGGGCUUCCCCCAGACCAUCCCGCUUUGCGGAGUCUCCACGACAUCCCGGAAGGACACCCGCUUCGGGACGAGCUCUCCCGGAGGAACGCCAUGCUAGUCCUCCGGCAUAACAAUGCCCCGCUGCUAUCACUCAACCCCCAAGGGGUCCCCGCCGUCUCCACCACCCCUCCCAAGGAGCAGGGCACGCGGAGGGGCAGCCGGAAGGCCGCGCACUCUCGCUCCGAGGCGCUGGGCCAGAGCGAAUCCAAAGACUUGUUGGAUAGCCGUCCACCGGACAGCAACAACGAGGAAAUGAAGGACUCGGAUAGCGACGGCGAAGCAAACGACGAGAAACCGGACGCUCUAAAGCCCGAGAACAGCGGUGGGGCUGCUGGCGAGAUUAAGGAGUGCAAAGAGGUGGCAAAGAUUGGCGAGGGCACCAAAGAACUGGGCGAGGUACCAGCUGGGCAGAACCCACCCUGUAGUUCCGCCAAUGCCGAGUUGCCUAGCUAUCUCCUGGGUCCGACCAUCGGCAAAUCGGAGGCCAAGCUACUCCCCAUGGCUUCCCUCCCGCCACCCCAGCCGUUGCCGUUCGGUUUCCCGUAUACGAUGAAUCCGUAUUUCCAUGCAGGCACGAUGGGAGGUCUCUUUCUGGAUGGGGAAGAGAGCCCAGCCACCGCCGCGUUGCAGGACGUCAGCAAAUGGAGCGUAGAUGACGUUUGCAGUUUUGUGAGCUGCCUCUCCGGUUGCGCUGAGUACAGUCAGGUCUUCCGGGAACAGGCCAUUGACGGCGAGACGCUACCACUCUUGACGGAAGAGCAUUUACUCAACCACAUGGGCUUAAAACUAGGUCCUGCGUUGAAAAUAAGGUCACAGGUAGCCAAGAGAGUGGGCCGGGUGUUGUAUAUGGCCAGCUUUCCGGUGGCUUUCCCACUGCAGCCGCCCGGCCUGCGACCCGCCGAUUGCAACCUUCCUCCCGCCGAGCUUCGCCCACCCUCCACCGGCAGCGUGGCCUCGUCCCCUUACGGAGGGCCGCUUCUCCCCAGCCGGGUUUCCCCCAAGCAGGAAAACGGGACCUCUCUCUUGGCGGCUCUGGGCGAUGCCCCCAAGCUCCCUUCGUAACCUCUGGAUUCUCCGCCGUCGGACAUCCCACUGAAGAAGGAAGCUCCCCCCACCCCCACCCCAAGAGGCCGCGUGGAAAUCUGCUAAAAAUAUUCAAAUUGGGGGGGGGAGGAAAUAAACACUCGGCGUAAUGGAGUGGGCGGGUUGGAUUAGGGCGGGUGGGGGGAAGUGCUCCAAAGAAACAUUGGAAGGAAGACACAGUUGGAGAAGGAAGCACCGUUCGGCUCUGCAAACCGGCCACGGAUGGGGGUUCAGAGGAGCAAGGAAACCCCCUCCUCUUCCUUUUUUGCAGAGGGGGGGGGGGGCGGGAAAAAAACCCCACAUCCCUGGCGUUUCUGUUUUUGGAAGGGGGAGGUCUAUGCAUCGCUAAGCAGCUUUUGAAUUAAUACCAAAGACAAGACAAAGUGAUCCAGUGUCCAAACUCCACUCCAUGUUUCUUCUUCUUUUUUUUUUUUUGAUUUGGAUGGUACGGCACAGCCCAGUCCUGCGUGGGCUGUCUUCUUCCUUUUUCUUUUUUUGGGGGGGAUUUUCUGUGUCUUAUCUUUCGAUGUCCAUCAGUUGGUUGGUUGGUUUGCCCGCUCGCUCGCGUAGUUUCCAUCCUGGCCUUCUUUCAGACUCCCCAUCUUUUCCGAGGUCGGUAAAAAACGAGGACCCGGAUUGUUUUGAGGGCAAUGCCCUGCCGACUCUGAAAACGGCUUAAAGGGGGUCGUAAAAGCACCGUGAAGCGGCAUAUAAGUCUUAAGUGCUGUUUCUAUUGCCGCUUAGCAGCGGGUUACCUUUCUGGGAACCGUUGGGAAGGAGACAGAAAGAAAGCAGGAAGGAUAUUGUGCUUGGGGGGGGAAUGGGGGUACCCUAUUGCUCCCGUUCUGGAAGUCUGUCUUUUGUGUGUGCAUGUGUGUGUUAUGAGCGGCCCUUGGUGCUCCCCGAGCUUGUUUUUCUUGGCAGACGUCUCGUGACCCGGUGAGGUAACGUCAUCCAGUGCGGUGAGAGAGGUGAUGAUCGGUGCCAGGGGUGAAAUGUAAAAUUUGUUACUACCGGUUCUGGGGGCGUGGCUUGGUGGUGGUGGUGGGUAAUGUGACUGGGUGGGCGUGGCCAACUUUUUUUUUUUUUUAAACUUUUCAAAGCAUUUUUUUUCUAAUGCUUUGAAAAGCCUCUCUGCCGAUCCGGCAUCUCAGCUGGGAUCGUCAGAGACGCUUUUUAAAAAAUGCUUUGAAAAGCCUCUCUGCCGAUCCGGCAACUCAGCUGGAAUCGUCAGAGACUUUUCAAAGCAUUUUUUUUUAACCACCUCUUCCGCCAAGAGGUUGCAGAAAAAAAAUGCUUUGAAAAACCUCUGACGAUCCCAGCUGAGCCACGCGGGAUCAUCAGAGGCUUUUUUUUUUUUUUUUUUACUUUUCAAAGCAUUUUUUCAUCGGACGAGAUUGUUGAAAAAAUGCUUUUAAAAGUUAAAAAAAAAGCCUCUGAUGAUCGGGUGGCUCAGCUGGGCAUGGGUGGGGGGCGCAGGGAUUUUUGCUACCGGUUCUCCAAACCACCCACCGCCUUCGCUACCGGGUCGGUCCGAACCGGGAACAUUUCACCCCUGAUCGGUGCACUGAUGAUGAUACACCUAGCUGGGUGAUGAAACUCUUGCAAGAAAACCCCCAAGCUCGGAGAGCAUCAAGGACCCCACAGUUCCACCCUGAGCUAUAAAUAUUCUCCUCUGUGUGUGUGUGUGUGUGUGUGUGCAUAUAAUACAGAGGUAUGUUCCAUUUUAAUUGGCUUUUGUGCCCAACGAAUGCAUUGGUUUUUUUUUUUUUUUUUUUAAAGGCAGGGCAACCAGGGUGAGGCUAUGAAAUUGCACAUUUUUCCUGCCAUCCACACCCAGGCCUCCCUUGCCAGCUUUCAACCGUGUGUGUUUGUCCAGUUUGGGGGUGAGUGGGGAAAGAAUGCAGGGGCCAAACUUUUAAGACACCCCUGUGUCUUGUGUUUUUUUUUCUCUCUUUUCUCUCUCUCUUCCCCCCCGGGGGGGCAUUUUCAACAGCAACCCCACACCUAACCCGAGAUAGCUCAGUUUGGUACCUUAGCUGCUUGUUCAAAGUUACCCAUCACUACUUUUAAGGCUUUUUCCAGCAGUUGGAAUGACAAUAAAAACAAAAAAAGAGUU